AUCCCCCCUCUCUCUCUCCUCAUCUCUCACCCCGUUUUCUCUCUCUCUCUCUUUCUUAAAUUAGUUCGCAACACAUCCUCUGCAGUCUCACGAGCCCCCAACUUUUGCUCUCUCUCUCUCUCUAACUUGUGUAUCUCUCUGUGCACUCUGCAACCUGCCGGGCCUUGAAUGCCGUUCCCUCACGUACUUGUUUAACAUGUAAGAAAGAAAGAAUACCUUGAUUUUCCUCCCUCGUUCUGUGACCACUUCUCUUAAGAUAUUGGAGAAUUCAGCAAGCUUCUGCUAAGAAAAUUAGAAGAGAAGAUUUUGCAGAAUUUGUUUUCACAGAGCCAUGCAAGAAACUCCAAAGUCUUUCAGGCAUGAGUUCUUAAGGCAACUUCUCCUAGGCCUAAAGCACAGCAGCUCAAGAGCUCAAGAGAUGAGCCUUUUAGAGAGAAAAAAGGCCAUCAAAUUGGCAGCUGAUACAGCUUUAGCCAUGGCGUCGGAUGGCUCUCACUGGAGCCGAGCCCUGAUCUCGAAUCUCUCGAAACUAGACGGGAGCCAAUCUCUCAUCAAAACCAUGAUGGGUGAUGAAGCUUUUCAAAAAAUAAAGAAACCCAUCAAUGGUGCUUCUGCAUUUUGCCGAAAGCUCGGAGCCAGAAGGGUUCUGAAGGGGUAUACAAUGAGGAUGAGAGAGAAAAAGAGAGUCCCUCCUUGUGUUUCGGCUCAAGCCUUAGCCAAGAAGCUUGUUAAAAGGAGGACUGAGAAGUUGAAGUGCUUAAUACCAGGUGGUGAAUUCAUGGAUAGAUAUUCACUUUUAGUGGAGGCCUCAGAUUACAUUCUCUCUCUAAAAGCUCAGGUAGAUGUGAUGCAACGCCUUGCCAAUGUUUUGGCUUGCAAGGACAUCCAACUUAACGAGUGUGUGUGACAUUCCAAGCUUCCAACUGAUGUGGCUGCUUUCGUCUUGGCUUUACCUGAUGAAAGUCUCACUGUUGAUAUAAAGCUGAGGAUUCAGAUUGUGAGCGCAUAUCUCCUUGUGCUAUAAAAAUCCUAAAUCUACUGAAAAUACAAUCGUUUGUAGUUUACUGUCUCAUUUUUUGUAAAUGUCAUUCCUCAUAUAAUCAUCUUCUACAUUUGGAGACCCUUUUGUCAUGCCUAUGAAAUGGAUUGAAUGUAACUCCCUAGAGGCUUAAAACAGUUGAAAUUUUGCUUGAUGUAACCCUCCAGUUAGGCAGAAUACAAGGUUUCCCCUUACAUUAGAGAUGAAUGCCAA
Molecule: messenger RNA, 1252 nt
Organism: Amborella trichopoda
Lineage: Eukaryota; Viridiplantae; Streptophyta; Magnoliopsida; Amborellales; Amborellaceae
Product: transcription factor IBH1-like 1
Biological process (GO): regulation of DNA-templated transcription
Source: RefSeq, a predicted model, not a curated record